This is a messenger RNA of Alternaria atra, 531 nucleotides long. RefSeq lists its product as uncharacterized. Lineage: Eukaryota; Fungi; Ascomycota; Dothideomycetes; Pleosporales; Pleosporaceae. Gene Ontology annotation, biological process: ATP biosynthetic process; AMP biosynthetic process. Gene Ontology annotation, molecular function: bis(5'-nucleosyl)-tetraphosphatase (asymmetrical) activity. The transcript has a single exon. The coding region runs from base 1 to 531 and encodes 176 amino acids. The record is from RefSeq and is a predicted model, not a curated record.
AUGGCGCAAUCACCUUGCCCAACACGGCAAUACACGUCUGAAAACUUUAUCGAGAGCUGCGGCGCCAUUGUCCACGAUGCCACUCGCCAGAAGAUCUGCCUCAUCCACCUCACUCAAUCGAACAUGUGGGCACUACCAAAAGGGCGGCGAAACGUUGGGGAACCGCAUCAAGAAGCGGCACUUCGCGAAGUGUACGAAGAGACUGGGUACAAAUGUCAGAUCUUGCCUGUGGAUAUCGUUGCUAGAACACCCGUUGCAGGUGAUGCAGCGGAUGCUCCUGAUGUGCCGCGCGUAUUGCGCAGUUCUGUAGAACCUUUUAUGGUUACUGUCCGGAAUGUGAGAGAGGAUCAAGGGGUCAAGAUUAUUUGGUGGUAUAUCGCGAUAAUGGACGAAUGCGCUUGUGAAACGAGGGGGCUUGGUGAAGAGGGUGUUGAGACAGGCUUGUACUCUUAUGCUGAGGCUGAAGAACUGCUGUUUUAUGAAACGGACCGAGAAGUCUUGCGCAAGGCGAAGUUACUUGUUGCCAAUUAG